This is a messenger RNA of Hydractinia symbiolongicarpus, 1680 nucleotides long. Its product is annotated as reticulocyte-binding protein homolog 2a-like. Bases 533 to 1390 code for a protein of 285 amino acids. Lineage: Eukaryota; Metazoa; Cnidaria; Hydrozoa; Anthoathecata; Hydractiniidae. The record is from RefSeq and is a predicted model, not a curated record. The transcript has 2 exons.
GCCAAUGCUGUCUGUUAUUGACGGCUUAUAUGUGGACCUUCGAGGCAGAUAAGUUCUCAGGUUGUUCAAUAUGAUAAACGCGCGUCGACCUUGACGAAAUGGUAGUAGUGGGCGUUUUAGUUUAACAAACAAAAUAAUUUAAAAGUAACUUUUAAGCCUUCAUGUAUCCCUGGUCAAACGAACCAGGCUUUUCCUUCCGAAUAACAUUAUAACGAUUCCUAUUUGCACAUAAUGUUUGCAUAACUAACAAAGUUAAUGUUUAGUAUAGAAACAAAGAUUUUAUGAAAAAAUAACCAAUAAAAUUGAUGUUCUUCUCAAAUGUUUUUUUUCGUGAAUUUUGCAAACCACUUAAAAAAACACCGAGUCGAGAAGGAUUAUAUGAAGCAAUAAACGGUUGAUAAUACGAUAAACAGAUUUUUAUUAUGACAAGCACAUAGAUAUAAGAAAAGUUGUAUUUAAUUUGAAAAAAAAAAAAAAAAAACGUUUGAAGAAAACACAAGAAAAGUGUAACGCGAUUCAUGACUGAGAAGAGAUGAAACAGCGUGAAGAGAUGGAAAACGCUUUGAAGAUAAAAAUAAACAGCAUCGUGCAAAAAAUCGAAACAGGGAAGGAACGUGAAGAAGAACUGAAAGAAAAAAUCAAAAAUAACUACGAUCAAGCGGAGAAAGAAGAAAGUAUAGUCAUGGAACUGCACGCGAAACUUCAAUCACUAGAAGCGACGUUACGAAAAAAAGAGCGGGAUUACGACAGCUUAAAAAACGAAUAUUUCGACGCGCAAGUCGAAGCUGAUAGUGUCGAAGAAUACUGGAGACGAGAAGAAAACCAAUCAAUGGAUGAUAUCGAGAAAGGAAACGCAUUACGAAGAGAAUACGGCGACGUGUUGAUCGAAAACAAUCAACUGAAGGUUCGGUCGCAAGAUGUCAUGCGUGAAAUUACUAAGAUGGAACAACAGCUCUGUGAGGAAGAGUCAUUGCGUGAUAAAGAGGAGGAGCGAGUAGAAGGACUUCAAGUUGAGUUGGAAAAAAUUACGGACAGAUUAAACACAGUGAUAACACGGCAAGAAGAGUUGCAAAAAAAGGACAUCGAGCAAAGAAAAAAACUCGAUCAUUUCAAACAAAAACAUGUUGAAACAGAGAGCAAAGCAAAUCAAAUGGAGUUUGAAGUCAAGGAGAUGGAGAGCACUUUGGAACGGUUGACAGAAACGUUGGCGGCCAUGAAAAUCGAGCAGAAAAAGUUGGAGACUAUGCUUUAUCAGGAGAAAAAUAAAUUGGAAAAUGAGGAAGAAACUAACACAAGGAAAAAUGAGUAUCAUAAGGCACAAAAUAUUUCCCUUCCAAAAAAAAUACUAAAAAAUAGUAAUGACAAUCAUAACAUUGAAAUUACAUUAUGAAAUAUUGAAAACCAGAGAUUGGAAUCAAAAUUACAAAAAAAUAUAUUAUUUACAGUUAUGGACUUGGAAAACAGAAGUGUGAGCAAGAUUUUAGAUGCAGAUUUUGAGUUCACGCUAGUAAAGCACGUUGCCUAUACUGUUUAAUAACAAAUUAAUAAAGAAAUAUUAUUUUUAUAUUUGUUAAAACUUAUUUCAUUUAUAUUUCAUAAAUUAUCGACAGACAAUGUAUUAUUUAUUUAUUAACGUGUGAAAAUUUACUUUUCCCUGUAUAUAAUAACUUGUAGUCGUGA